Molecule: messenger RNA, 1125 nt
Organism: Mercenaria mercenaria
Lineage: Eukaryota; Metazoa; Mollusca; Bivalvia; Venerida; Veneridae
Product: interferon-inducible GTPase 1-like
Exons: 1
Coding region: 1-1125 (374 amino acids)
Cellular component (GO): membrane
Molecular function (GO): GTP binding; GTPase activity
Source: RefSeq, a predicted model, not a curated record
AUGGCUAGUAAUGAGAAACAAAUCAAAGCAAGAGGAAUACUCUCUAAGCAUGGCUGUUUAAAUGUAGCAGUCACAGGGAAGUCGGGAGCGGGGAAAUCUAGUUUCAUUAACGCAAUUCGUGACCUGAAGCUUGGGCAGCAGGGAGCUGCCAAUACUGACGUUAAAGAAUGUACAAAAGAUAUCCAAUCUUACCAGAUACAAGAAAACUCACAUAUUGUAUUUUGGGAUUUACCGGGUCUAGGCACUGAAACUUUCAAACAAGAAAACUACACCGAUCAGGUCAAUCUUUUGGAAUACGAUUUCUUCCUCAUAAUAGGCAGCGAACGACUGACCGAAAACGAUAUAUGGCUGGCCAAAACAAUGCAAAAUCACAAAAAGAAGUUCUACUUUGUUCGGGCAAAAGUUCAUAUUGAUAUAAUAACCGAAGUAUGGAGUCGACUGAAUCCACGUAGUAAGGACCAAAUUUUAACUACAAUAAAAAAUGACUGUUAUGUAAAUCUUCGACAGCAUGGUGUAUCAGAGGAUGACAUAUACCUUAUUGACAAUUUUACGCCGGAGCAAUACGAUUUUAACCGGCUUAGAACAAAACUUUUAGAGGAUGCAUUGCAGUUCAAGAAGACAUACCUCACUUCAGAAUACGUACAAAAAGAAAUAAUCAUCCGUCACAGAAAGAAAGUACUCUUGGAAAGGAUUAAAAAAGUCGCAAUGGAGACCGCUGCCACUUCGUCUAAGCCAGUACCUGAAUUAGGAGCAUCUUUAAAUAUCGCGGUUCUACUAAGAGAAACAAAGUACCUAACAGAACAGUUCGAACUGACUGUCGAAUCAGUUGCAGGAAGUGAAGACUUGAACAGUUUGCAUAGCGCUGAGCUUCAGGAACUAAUUGAACGAAAUAGUGUAGACAUUGUUUGUUCUGAAAAGGGAAUAAUAGAUGUUUGCAAAGAUACUGAACUUUGUGAAAUCAUUGACUUACAGUGUGCGAUGCAACAAAGAACAUCCGAAGUUUCGGAUUCUUGGUCCUGUAGGAUAGCAUCAAAAUACCUAAAAGGAACACUUGAUAUAAUAUACGAAAAUGCGGUGAAGGUCAACAAAGAAAUUUUCCGUUUUCAGUGCAAAAUCUUGUAUUAA